This is a messenger RNA of Nezara viridula (southern green stink bug), 450 nucleotides long. The record is from the annotation of a GenBank genome assembly. Lineage: Eukaryota; Metazoa; Arthropoda; Insecta; Hemiptera; Pentatomidae.
AUGAAGGGCUGCUACCAACUUGGUGGAAUUAAAUAUCAGGUCAGGCAUAUCAACUUACAUUUCACUCUAUUUGACGUCCCGCCGUUUGGCAGUUUGUUUCCAAGGGUUUGUAUUUCUCUUUCCUUAGAGUUUUUCCUCGAAUCGAGAGGGUCUUGUGUUGUGGUCGGUCAAAAGGAGCCAAAGGAAUCGAAAAUCAAAGAUUUCCUUUUCUCCUAUAUGAUCGCAGUCAUUACUCUACUUAUCGCUAGACACCCCACCUGCGCCACCCACACUCCCCUCCUCCUCCCCCCCCGCACUAGCCUCCCUCCUCCCCUUCCCUCAGUUCUCAUGGCGUUCACUCCUGAUAAAGGCUUCCCCUCGCUACAGCAUCCCCUUCAGAUCUCGCAGAUCCAGAUGACGUCAUCCUUUAUCUGGACCCCUUCACGCAACCUAAUUACAGUGAAGCCUUAA